AUGUCAGCGGACGCGGAGGACUCGCUGCGCCAAGCGUUUGUAGAAUGCUUGGCACGUGAACGCAAGCGAGAGGCGUGGCGCGAGUCGUGGCUCGUUCGAAACAUUGCUGUACAGCGUGCAGAAACCCGCCAGCAUGUAGAAACGCCUUCGUUGAAACGGAGCACGAUGCUGAUGAGGCGCAUGCGCCAAGGCAACCUCUGCGAUACUGCAGACUGGAUUCUUGGUGAAAUACAGUGUGUCGGACUGCACAAGUAUAUUGACGAGCUCGUUCCUGCAAUAAUGGACAUGUUGUGCAAAUGUACUUUGUUCAAGGAGCGCAUGGCGGCGAUAGAGAUCCUCGGCGAGCUCUACGGCCUCUAUGGCGACGAUUUGCGCGUGCCCCUCACAGUCCAAGUGCAGAAUUACAUUGUGCCGGUCGUGCCGGAUGCAGCAAAGCAAAAAUCGUCUGAGCAGUGCAAGAAAGGAGACGAGGCGCGGAUUGUCAUGCAGCGUUCCUUGAUCCGCGUUGUAGCUGAAAUGGCAUUCACCGGCCUCAUUGGUGUAACAGACGCUGCGGACUGCCAAGAAAGUCUGACACAGUCGACAGCAUGGCUGUACCAACAGCUUGCUGCGUUCAUGUACAACGACCCUGCCUUUGUAUACCUGCCGAUCAUCAUGUAUGCGCUUCGGUCUUACGCGUCGAUCCUUGUAAAAUAUGCGCCAUUACACGACGCAGGUGAGAGUGUCGAGUGCUGGGAAGAAGACACUCUUGUCCCAGGAGCCCAAAAAGUACGGUUCCGUCUCCUCUUUGAGUCCUACUUUGCGCGCCUCGUAGCGCACCUGCAGUCGCUGCAACAAACGCUGCAAGCGUGUGCGCAGCGAAUCCGGAAUGCCAUUCCUCGAUACGGAGCUGUGACUGUGUUUGAGGAGCGAGAGAAUGCAUUGCAAUGCGAUUUACACGAAUACGAUGCGCUGUGCGAAGAGCUGCGGACGUUUGCGCAGAUGAUUCAAGUGCGGUGCCCGACGUUGAAGCAAAUUUCCCUCGAAGCAGACACCGCAGGUGAGCACGCGCAAAUGUUGGCUAGAAUCGACGCGGACAUUGAGGCGGGCAAAAGCGCAUGGGACAACGAGACGGAGCGCGCGUUCUACACCGAACUUUUGAGCGUAAGAGUUGCGGAAUGCGAUGACGGGGUGGAUUUGCUUUUCAAGAAGCUCUUGUCUGUGCAAAAUGUUAUGAUGCUGGACCACCUUGCGCGGCAAUUUGCGCUGCACAAUACGGACAACGUACGUGCGAAGCUUUGCAAGCACAUUAUGGACGUGCCAUGCGACCGCCAAAACCUGUAUCCCUUUUAUGCGCGACUCACCGCGACACUGCAAUGUUGCAUGCCCUCUGUCCUUGUGCAAGUGCUCGAAGCAUUGGCGCGCGAUUUUCGACACCUGUUGUCCAAUGGACAAGGCGAGCACAAAGUUAGUGCGCGGCGCAAGCUCAUGCUUUUCUACGCUGAGCUCACUCAAUUCCACCUCGUGCCCAUUGCGACCAUUUUCCAGUUGCUGAGCAAUCUUUUGGAUCAGUUCAAGUCGCACUCUAUUGAGAUGCUUGCGAUGUUUUUAGGAAGAUGUGGCAGGUUUCUGCUCUUGAACCGUGCAUUGAGUGCGCGGAUGCUGGGAUACCUGGAGCAAAUGCAGCGAAAACGGAAUGCUUUGCAUUUGGAUAUGCAUGACGAUGCGAUGCUACAGAAUGCGUACUACGAUUGCCUGCCGCAGGAAAAGACACAGGAAAAACAAGUGCCUUUAUCGGAGGAAAUGCAGCUUCUCCAUUUUCUUUUUGCCCACAAGAUGCGCCCCGCGAACGUUUCCGCCGUCGUAGAGGUGCUGCGGCGUGUAGAUUUUGCACGUGAAGAACACCACAAGUAUUUGCUGCAGCGGUUUACCCGGCCGUGGGAGUACAACACAGAGGUGUACGCCGUCUUGGCCCAGGUGCUGCGCUUUCUCGCGGGGAACAAAGCUUUUGCGAAUAAAGUGGUGGACAAUGUCAUUGAACAGAUCCAGCAAUGCGUGGAGACGAAUGCGUAUGCGGAAAACCAGCGCAAGUAUGCGCUUGUGCGGUACUUUGGGCAGUUGUACCGCUCAUCUAUCGUCGCCGACAGCACCAUGCUUGACAUGCUGUGGUACUUGUGUGUCGAGACGCAGGGUGAUGGCCCGCUAGAAUACAUGCGCAUACGCCUUGUGAACGCGCUGCUUGUCGUACUUAGGCCCGUCACGAUACCACACAAAGCCUUUGACGACGUUAUGCUUGUAUAUUUUGCAUACCUUGGCCAAAAAAAGCAGCCGAUACCCGCAGAAGUUGCGCAGGAUCUAGCGCUGUCGGUGGGUACUAUAUUCAAAGGAAUGGGGAGGGACGAGCAUAUGUAUAAAAAUGCGGCGCUGCGCGCGCGCACCAUGCUAAAUACACACCACUCCGAAACGCUGCGAGGGAGAGCCGAGCGCUAUUUUGCAACGCGUGAUUCUCGGGCCAAGGAUCCGCCCAAGGAGCUUCAAAAUCAGGCUGUGAUGCACAUGACCCCCCACGCCCAGCGCGACGCGCCUUCUCAGCAGACCGAUACCCUAGCGCGUGCAACCAAGCCAGUCGCGCUUCUUUCGCGGAAUGGAAGAAGCAUUCAAGUGCACGUUCCGAGCCACGCGUACAUUUCGCGUACAUAG
Malassezia vespertilionis is the source of this 2679-nucleotide messenger RNA. It is a transcript of the gene NMD2, whose product is annotated as mRNA decay protein. Gene Ontology annotation, molecular function: RNA binding; protein binding. Lineage: Eukaryota; Fungi; Basidiomycota; Malasseziomycetes; Malasseziales; Malasseziaceae. Gene Ontology annotation, biological process: nuclear-transcribed mRNA catabolic process, nonsense-mediated decay. Gene Ontology annotation, cellular component: exon-exon junction complex; cytoplasm. Bases 1 to 2679 code for a protein of 892 amino acids. The transcript has a single exon. The record is from RefSeq and is a predicted model, not a curated record.